UAAAGUUACGUAGGGGAUUUCAGGGUGUCUGAGCACCGGAGUGAGAGAUGGUGCAGUACUGUUGUAUCCUGGAGCCUUCCAUGCUUUGAACAUUUGGAACUUUUCUAACCACUAUCCCUAUUAUAUUUUUAGCUUGUUGGAACUGCAGCAAUAAAACCUAGCCUUGAGGAUUCCUGGGCACACUGAUAUGGCUCCAUCAGUGCAUACAAGAAUGUUAGAAAGGUCACUUUGUUCACAGAAUCAGAUGGGGCCACGAGUGCAUGUUUAACUGUAGCUCUGCUCACAAGAGAAUGUGAAGAUCCCUGAGUGCACUGUGCGUCCCCGGUAAUAUUUUUAAUUUAAAGGUGUUCUUAAAGGGUGGCUGAUUUUAAGACAUCUGUUUCUGUUCCUGCAAUUGCUUACUUGAGCAAACUCAGGAUUGCUGUCAUGUUAGGAAAUGUGUGUCAAUAAUGUUUAAGUAUUUGUUUAUUUCUGUUUGUCAGGAUCUUGUACUUGUUACCACGGACUCUGCCACCUUUAUUUGUCAGCAGCUAUAGGAGAGUGAGCAUCAGAAAAUCUGUUCUAUCCUCAACUCUACUUAGGGCUCAUUUUGUGAAUUUGGAUAGAUGAUCAAAUUCUAUAUCUCUGACUUCCCGUUCUUUAUCUGCCUUUGUUCAGUUCUCCGUGAUGUGCAAAUGAAAGCUACUGCAUUGACAGAGAAUAUAAGAAUGCAGACGUGCCUUCAUGCAAACAACUCUGCAAAUUAGGCACAUCUGCCCAGCUCCUGGAAAGCUGCCCACUCAGCUGCUGGUGUUGCCAAUUUGGAGCCUCUCUCUCAUACAAAUAAGCACAUUCUUUCUUUAGGGCUUGAGAACUAGGUUAUAUAUUACCAGUCUGAUAUGGCUUUCGAUAAGGAACUGAAUCUUGUUGAUUACACAUUCUCUUAAACUAUCAUCUGUGUGAAGGUAGCAUGAGGUCAAAUACACAGAACCACAAAAUGGUUGAGGUUGAAAGGGAUACCUGGAGGUCACCUGGUCCAGCCUCCCUGUUCAAGUGUACAGUGUGGCACUAUUAAGGAAUGGUUUGUUUCCUCUUACAGAAUAUUGAUAUUACCAACUUCAGCAGCAGCUGGAGUGAUGGGCUGGCCUUCUGUGCUCUGCUGCACACGUAUUUGCCUGCACAUAUUCCUUACCAAGAGCUCAACAGCCAGGAUAAAAAGAGAAAUCUGCUGUUAGCAUUUCAAGCUGCCGAAAGUGUGGGCAUCAAACCCAGCUUGGAACUCAGUGAGAUGAUGUACACAGACCGGCCUGACUGGCAGAGUGUGAUGCAGUACGUCGCCCAGAUUUACAAGUACUUUGAGACCUGAGAUGCAAAGCAAGAGGUGGACACAAGUGGGGAAGAGAACAAAGAAUGCCACAGAUGCACUCGAUCACUUUAAAAAUCCCCUUGCUCCUCUUCCAGAACCAACCUAUGCUCUUAGUUCGCAAGAAAGCUCUUCCAUAGUUUUGAUAACAUCUGGGAUAAAACCAAAUAAAUAACCGUUGUCCAUAUAUUCAAACCAAAUUCAUCUGCAAUUUUGUUUCUGAAGAGGAUUCCUUGUGCUAAACAAUGUUUACCACAAACUAAUCUCUACCAACAGGAGACCUGCCACAAAAUGAAGUUUUAAAUCAGUGUGGACUAUGCUCGUACUCAAGGGAAGCUGGGAGAUUAAUUCUAAUACAAAAUCUCACCAAAAUGCUCUUCUUGCCCAAAUAUAUUUAACUCAUCCCAAAUAUGUUUUGUUUUCUUCCCUCUGUGUAUUUUAGGAGAUGCCAUGACAAAUGCAUGUGCGUAGUGCUUUAACCUGAGUUAUUCUCACACAUCUGUCCCAGUCAGUCUGCUAGUUUUUUUUUUGCCAUAGCUUAUCCAGUAGGAUAACAACAUCAUCAUUUGUAACUUGGAAACCAUGCUCUGUUCCACCACCAGUUCGUGAGAGAACUCUGGAAGAUACUCUUACUUGCUGGGACUCUAUUUCAGAUCAAACAGAUGUCAUUUCAGAGAAAAACAGCUUUAUUACAACAGUUUCAUUACUAUAGCUUGACUGUAAAAGGAAGAUGGAGCCUUGUUUCACAGCUGUCUAUACAGACACUGUUAGCAUAGGAAUACUGCAAAUGCAAGUUACUAGCUUUAGUUUACGAGGUGCCAGUAAUCAGCUGGUGACUCUCUAAGCAGUAUACUGACAUCUCAGUAGGUCAUGUUUUUGUGAACUGAGUAGAGCAACUUCUCUUUUCUGCACUGAUCUUUUAUAAUCAGCACAAAUAAGUAAAUUCUAUGUAGAAGCAUAAAUCUUGAGACAGCUUAUGCCCUUUGAGGUAAAAUGUAGUCCGCAGGGCACUGUUGAAUGCUUAGAAGUUACAUUACCCUGUAAAAGAACACAGUAAUGUAUUGGUAACAAUAGAAGUUGCAAUUUCACUCUGCAAAUUGCAGAAUAUUACUGUGUUCUCCUCUUGGUUUCUCGGAUAUCUUUAGGGUGCCAGAGAAGAGCCUUUCAGCUCAGUAAUACUAUCAGUAAGAUGUCCGAAGUAUGCUGUUUAAUUUACUGUUUCUCUUAUUUCACCCCAUGAAGCUAAAUUUUAUGUCAUCUCCAAUGGUGAAAGGAUCAAACUCAAAUAAAGGCUGCUUAGUUUGUUCUAGUAGCAUGACUUAAAGAAUAUGCUGCACUGGAUCUCGCAGAAGGCUGCUAGCCACUUUAGAUUAUGCUGCUAGAAGAAAGGAGUAGUUUAGUUAACGUGUUUAACCCUGUGACCCAGACCUGAUGCUUCAUGAAUGUUAAUCAUAGGCAGCUAGGUAUCAUUUUUCUCUUAGAGAAGUUAAUAGUGAUGCUUGCUGCUCUUAGCGCUUGAAAAGAGCUCAUGAAAUGGAAAUAGAUGAUUUCACAGAAGAAACAUGAUUUUUCUGGGGCACUGCAGGUGCCUGAUCUCAGCCUCUGGCUUCCCCAUCGUACUUAACUGGGUUUGUUUAUUUGUCUUCUUCUUCUUUUUUUUUUUUUAAUUAGUAAACAAGCUAUUUCAGACUUUGGUUUUCUCACAGCAAAAUCAAGAUUUAGGGGGUAGAUGACAGCAGCCAAGGUCAGUGAGUGCCUUGAACAGAAAGGAAGCUGGAAGAAUACAGAGUAUGCCUGUUUCACAGGAGGAGGAAAGCAGCACUUACUCUGAGUUGCAGUUUGACUUAUUCUAAUCCAUCACCCUCAGGAAAAUCUGAUUCCAAUCUUUUGAGUGUCUGUGUGAUAGAAAGUGGCACACACUUGCAGUGCCCUUGAACUGUUCUGGUGUCAUGCUAUACUGUGAGAAAGUGAUUGUAAAUGCUUGGGCAGAGUUCCUUCCUUGCAAGAGAGUGCUUUCUAGAUUAAAUUAAGUCUGCAGUAAUUUUCAGCAUACACUCUGACAUCCCUAGAGAGCAGGGGAUGCAUUGCUCUAAAUGUUCUCAAAUAUAAGUUUCCUGUUAUAUGAUAAGAUGGAAGAGAGAAAUAGCUGCUAA
Messenger RNA from Meleagris gallopavo (turkey), 3495 nucleotides. The record is from RefSeq and is a predicted model, not a curated record. NCBI's taxonomy places the organism in Eukaryota, Metazoa, Chordata, Aves, Galliformes, Phasianidae.